GGUUACAAGAUGGCGGCCCGGAGCGCGCUACCCGCGGCGCCGCGGCGGUUUUAAGACUGAGCCGACAUCUUUCCUUCUCAGGGCCGGGUACAGAGAGAGCGGCGCCCCACCCGGCCCGGGGACAUGGUUUUUGAGACUCCGGGUUUGCAGAUCAGGAAGUUCUCGGAGGUUCCCAGCGCGCCGGAAGCGGACCCGCGCGCCUCGAUCUUCGCCUCGGCCCUCGCUCAUCGCCGCGCCCACGAUCUAACCAGCGCUGCGGCGGCCGCCGGGAAGGUUCAGAAACAUGGCUAAAAGAAUUGCCGAGAAGGAAUUGACAGAUAGGAAUUGGGAUCAAGAAGACGAAGCUGAAGAGGUGGGAACAUUCUCAGUGGCCAGUGAGGAAGUCUUGAAGAAUAGAGCCAUAAAGAAAGCAAAGCGUAGAAAUGUUGGAUUUGAAUCUGAUAGUGGAGGAGCCUUUAAAGGUUUUAAAGGUCUUGUUGUACCUUCUGGAGGAGGAGGGUUUUCUGGAUUUGCUAGUGGCCCUGGAGUGAAGCCUCUGGAAGGACUAACCAAUGGCAAUAGCACCACCAGUGCCCCACCCUUUGCCAGUAUAAGGGUGGCAACAGAGCCCAAGGCAAUUUUUGGUUCUUUUGCUGCAAAUGGCCCUAAUACUUUGCUUGACAAAAAGAUUUCAAGUCCCAAAACUAAUGGCAGCAGUCUGCAGCCCUCCUCUUCCUCCUCUUCUUCUGACCUUGCGUCCACUAAAGCCUGCACUGGGAGUGCCUAUCACAAGCAGUUGGCUGGCUUGAACUGCUCUGUUCGAGACUGGAUAGUAAAACACGUGAAUACGAAUCCCCUUUGUGACCUGACGCCCAUUUUUAAAGACUAUGAGAAGUACUUAGCCACCAUUGAGAAGCAGCUUGAGAACAGUGUGAGCCUUAGUUCUGGAAGUGAAACUGACAGCCUGUUGAGUGAAACACAACCCCCUUCCCUGUUUGGUUCCACAAAAUUACACCAAGAGUCAACGUUUUUGUUUCAUGACAGCAAAACAGAAGACAAAUCUGAAAAGGCAGAGUUGAUGUCUGAAAAGAAAGUGGAACAAGCACAAGGAACAGCAAGUGCCUCAUUUAACUUUGGCAAGAAAAUUGACAGCUCAGUUUUGGGCUCAUUAAACUCUGGUCCCCUGACUGGAUUUUCAUUCUCCCCUGGAAAUUCUGGCUUAUUUGGUAAAGAUACUACGCAGAGUACACCCGGGUCUGCCUCAUUUCCUGCUAAGACAUCGGAGAGUGGCACGGAAGGGGGCAGUAGUGAGUGCAAAGGUGCAGAUGAGGAAGAGAGCGAUGAGCCUCCCAAGGUGGUCGUUACUGAAGUGAAGGAGGAGGGCGCCUUCUACUCCAAGAAGUGUAAACUAUUUUACAAGAAAGAGAAUGAAUUUAAAGAGAAGGGCGUGGGUACACUGCAUUUGAAACCCACAGAAAAUCAGAAGACACAGCUCUUAGUACGUGCCGAUACCAACUUAGGUAACAUACUGCUGAAUGUCCUGAUUCCACCCAACAUGCCAUGUACCCGAACGGGGAAGAACAACGUCCUGCUCGUCUGUGUUCCCAGCCCGCCGCUGGACGAGAAGAGCGCCGCUACCCCGGCAACUCUGUUGAUUCGCGUGAAAACUAGUGAGGAUGCAGAUGAAUUGCACAAAAUUUUACUGGAGAAAAAGGGCUCCUAAGCAGAAGUCAGCUGAAGAAUUGUUGCCAAAUUGCUGCUUCUCCCUCUGCCCAUAAACCUAGUCAGUUUAUCUUCUCUCUUUAAUUUGACAUUCUAAGAACUUCUAGAUAACUUAAAGAUUUUUGUGGGGAAGAUUAAGGCCAAUAAAACCUUUCAGUGUAAGUGUUAAGAAACUUCUCCCUUCCUAAGAACUGUCUUGUACUUUGGGAUGAAAAGUUGCUGCUCAUUCAUUGGUGAGCCUAAACUAACCACAGUGGUUCCUGAUGGACUGCGUCAAGGCGGCAGCUUUCCAGAGCUCUUCCGGCACCGCCGAGGUUCCGGGUCUUCUGUGAGACCAGCACUCUGACCAAAUGAACAUGCCGCUACACUGUGACCCACAUGUUUGUCCUUGGCUUUAUUUUUUACAAUUCAGUCUGAAUUGUGGGUAGAGUGAUCCCCGACAGCGUCCCUCGUCAGCCUGCUUUUUGCUGGCACCUGCCUUUCACCCUGGGGCUGCUUCAUAGUAAUGCAGGAACUGCCUUCUCCUGCCACCAGGAAAAGGAGUAGCAUGUGGAAGAUUUGGGUUUUAUGCAUUUGAUUUUGUGAGUUUUUAUUCAUGUGGUGCUGCUACUUUUCCCCCAAAGACAGUUAACAGUAGGGUUUGCUAGGAAUCGUGGAUUUUAAAAGCACAAAUUCGGUAGUUUUAUCAUUUCUACUCCAUGAACAGUAAGCCCUUGGGAAAAGAGUGGAACCAUCAUUUGUGUUGCAGUGGCCCCUGUGUACAUGACGGACUGAAGGAGGCACACUUGAUGACACAUGAGCCGUGGCCACAUGCUGGGAAGACCUGAGGAGAUGGGCACUGUGGGUGACCUUUGUCUUUGGCUACAGACAGCAGUGCUGUGCAUUUGCUAUCUGAAAAUUCCCACUUUUUAAAAAAUAAGGUAUGUGUCUGUUUGGAAGAGAGCCAUGGUUAUGUACAGGACUGUCCAUGUCACUUCUUAGGUGACUAAUACCAGCAUUCUUUGAAAACUAAACACAUGAAAUAUGCAAGAUUUGAUGUUUAGCCAACCGCGGUGGUUUACACCUGUAAUCCCAGCACUCGAGAGGUUGAGGCAGGAGUAGGAUCAUCAAGAGUUCAAGGCCAACCUGUCCAGGAUUUCCACUUUCAUUCCUCAUAAAACCACUUAAUGCUGGUACCAGGUGGUCUUGUUUCAAGACUCAGGGUUUGUAUCCACAGGCUCACACUUGUAUAUCUUGGUUGUUAAUGUAUUCUGGGUUAGGACAGUUGCUUUCUCAAACUUAAGGGGAGUGUGUGUGUGCACAUGCGUGUUGUGGUGUCUUGUGAUGAACCUGGUUAACAGUUUCUUGAAGUGCUGGGCUGGUGUUUGUUAUCAGAUCCUUCUGCUGCCUUGUACUACAGAGUUCUGAUCCCAGGGGUAGGGUUCAGCCCAGUGUGUGACUUCGGGCAUGUAUGCAGUGUGCUUGCGCUGCCGUGGGACAGAAUUGAGAGUUGUUUCUGACAUUUUGUAUGAGAUGUUGAUAACUGGCCCCAACCCAUUCACCUUAGGCUUAUCCAGAUUCUUAAUAAAGGAGGAGAUGAGGGGAACAAGUUUCAGGACAUUGCUGUUCAUGGUACCUUGUUGACAUCUCCAUGUGUCCUGGAUAGUCACCACACUCAAAAUGACUCAAAAUGACUGGAUUAGGAUUACUUUGAAAAAUUUCCCCAACCAUUAUAAUAAGUGAAAAGGCCUUCCCUUUUCCAAACAUUCCCAGCAAGUUUGCUGCUAAAACUAUCACUUUUGGAAGUGAAAAUUGCAGGGGAAUGUGAUGUGCGCACAGUCCGUUCAGGGGCUUGUCGCUGUCCACAUGCUAGUGUGGAAGCCUGCAGUGGGCAGCCAGCGCUGGCCCCAUGUCAGCUCCUCGUGUGGGGCUGGAGGGUGGCCCUCGGGGCCUUGCCUACUUCCCUCCCAUUGGUAGUUGCUUUCUGACCCAUGUGUUUAGUUCAGUUUAUGUUAUAACUGUGUUAAAAAUUAGGCAUUGCAUUGUUUAAUGUGAACUGAAAUUUUUAUCUUGAGUUUGAAGAUUUUUGUACCUGGCCUAAAGUGAUUUGUUUUUUCCUUGAGUCUGAUUGCAUCUUAACAAAUGGAAUCCCUGUGGUCUUUUACACUGAUGUGUGCAUCCCUUCUUUUCACACAUUUCCAGUAAGCAAAACCGUGCAGUGUCUUCCUGUUAGGACCUUGUACCAGAAAUGAGUCAUUUUUAAGGGACUUUGGGACUGUGUUUUAUAGACAUGUCUGGUUAUUCAUGGAUUCAUAUUCUGUUUUACAAUUUUAAUUCUAAAUCAAUUUUUACAUGAUGCAUGCCACAAAAAUACACACACACACACACACACACACACACACACACACACACCUUGCUCUGGGGUAGAAAUUGAUUCCAUAGUACUGUUGAGUUCAGAGUGUUCUCGGUGCAGCAGCGUCCAUCCCUGCCCAUCAUGUUCACGUUUCCAAAGAGUCAAAGGCAGUGCAUUUGACAGCUGUGCACACCAUGUCUUCAUUCCAGAGGUGAGAGUUUCAAGAGAAAGAUGACAUCUGUUCCUUGCAGGGUGUUUAGUGGCAGGUCUUCCUUCCAGCCCUGUGCACAUGUGUCAGGACUAAGGACUGUCCUUGCCGUGCAGACACAUUUUGUAAGGGAGUUGUUUUCUAAAACUACAAUACUUGAAUUGUCAAUAUGCUCUGUUUGCAUUGGUUUUUGAAUGAUCCCAUGGAACAAGUGUAACAGUCCGUGAAAUGUGAAUAAAUGGGAAGAGCCCACAGUGUUUGA
This is a messenger RNA of Jaculus jaculus (lesser Egyptian jerboa), 4503 nucleotides long. It is a transcript of the gene Nup50, whose product is annotated as nucleoporin 50. The record is from RefSeq and is a predicted model, not a curated record. NCBI's taxonomy places the organism in Eukaryota, Metazoa, Chordata, Mammalia, Rodentia, Dipodidae. The coding region runs from base 284 to 1702 and encodes 472 amino acids. The transcript has 8 exons. Gene Ontology annotation, cellular component: nuclear pore. Gene Ontology annotation, biological process: protein import into nucleus.